UUCCCUUCGGGGAGAGUUCAGAGGGCUCCCUCGUUCCCGUGCCGUUUAACCGCAAGGGCCUGCCUUGAGGGCGGGGAGAAUCGCGAUGUCUAUGAGCUGCCAGUGGGUAGAUACCGCUUCUACUCACCUGGGUAUCCUAACAACUACCCAGCCAACAUCGACUUCACCCUGACGGUGACCGGUGAGCAGGGCCAGCCGAUCAGCAUCAGCUGUCGCAAGUUCAGCUUGGAGGAACACUCCACAUGCCGCUACGACUUCCUCUCCAUCAACGGCGACAAGUACUGCGGAGGCAGCAGCAUCGCCACGGUCAGCGCUGUUUCGCUCGUCAUCCGCUUCAAGUCAGACGCCUGGGUGACCUCCUCCGGCUUCCGCUGCGUGAUCACCGUGCCCGACGCUGCGUCAACCACGACGACGACGACCACCACCACCGUCGCGCCCGCCGGCGGCACCUGUUGCGGGGUUGCUUCGCCGGCCAGGGUUGUCGGCGGUGCCGAGGCCACGCCCGGCCAGUACCCGUGGCAGGCGGGCCUGGUGAGCGUGGGCGCCACGCGCACCUUCUGUGGCGGCAGCGUCAUCAACAACCGGUACGUGCUGACGGCGGCGCACUGCACCGCUGGCACAACGGCCGGGCAGAUCCAGGUGCUGCUUGGUGACCACCAGAUCGGCGUCAAUGACGGCGAAACGCGCUACUCCGUCAGUCAGAUCCUCGACCACCCCAGCUACUCGUCGGCCUUCAGCUCCGGCUUCGACUUCUCGCUGCUGCGGCUGGAUCGCGAGAUCGCGUUCACCGCACGCGUUGCGCCCGUCUGCCUGCCGGCGGCCGGCCAGACGUACGCCGGAGCCACGGCCAUCGCCACCGGGUUCGGCCGCCUUGGCGCCAGCGAUCCGCAAGCGACCACCCUGCAGGAGGUCCAGCUGCCCGUCUGGUCGCAAGACAACUGCCGCACCAAGUGGACCAGCCUCCUCGACAACAUGAUCUGCGCCGGGGGCUACCCCAACGGCGGCAAGUCGGUCUGCAUGGGCGACAGCGGCGGCCCGCUGGUCACCAACGUUGACGGCAGGUUUGCGCUUAUCGGCGUUGUGUCGUACGGGCAGCCCUGUGCCCACGCCAACGUGCCGGACGUGUUCGCGCGCGUCACGUCUGUGCUGCCGUGGAUUGCGCAGAACACGGCUGACGCGCAGACGUGCAAUCCGUCGCCAGCAGGCUAGAAUUGCGACCGCGCAGAGCGGAGCACAGAACCUCAGCUGACAAAAACUUAUCAGAGUGUUUGCCAAUAAACUGUGGUGUGGGAAU
Molecule: messenger RNA, 1294 nt
Organism: Pollicipes pollicipes
Lineage: Eukaryota; Metazoa; Arthropoda; Thecostraca; Pollicipedomorpha; Pollicipedidae
Product: chymotrypsin-2
Exons: 1
Biological process (GO): proteolysis
Molecular function (GO): serine-type endopeptidase activity
Source: RefSeq, a predicted model, not a curated record